AUGGCGCCUGAUCGGGGAUAUCGCGAUGACGCCGAUGGUGGUCUUCAUGAUGCUGUCAGCAGCAGCAUCCACACACCAAGUGCGCAUGAUACAUACCCCGAGAAUGCUCUCGAGCGUGUGCCUGUCAUACAUGGUCGCAGCUUCACCCUCCGCGGUGUUGCUGUGGGCCUGUUGGUCGGCUUGGUCAUUUGCUUCUCCAACAUGUACUUUGGCCUGCAGACGGGUUGGGUGAGCACCAUGACCAUGCCAGCCAGCUUGAUGGGUUUCGGCAUAUUCAAGGCCCUGUCUCGCCACCUUCGCCUUCCCUUCAGUCCUGUCGAGAAUGUCCUCGUCCAGACCGUGGCUGGAAGUAUGGCCAUCAUGCCACUUGGCUGCGGGUUUGUCGGUGUGAUUCCUGCCAUGAACUAUCUCCUGACUCCGGAAGAACAAGGGCCCCUUAACAUCCCCUUAUGGAAGUUGAUCAUAUGGUCCCUUGGCCUCUGUUAUUUCGGUGUUGUCUUUGCUGUCCCUCUCCGACGACAAGUCAUUAUUCGAGAAAGGCUCCGUUUUCCUAGCGGCUUCAGUACUGCCGUUCUCAUUGGAGUUCUCCAUGGUCAGACGCGGAAGGCCGGCCCAGACGCCGUGUCAGGCGGCUUCGCGAGUCUCGUGCCGGAUCACGAUACGAAGCCCGACUCAAUACUGGAGGCCGGCCACAGCCCCAACAAUGCCGAUCCUGAAAAUGCCAAUUUUGACGGCCCCGAAAGUCAUUCCCAGAAGGAUUGGGCUCGGAAUGUGAGGCUACUGCUCAUUUGCUUCGGGAUCUCAGGGUUUUACACUUUCUGCUCCUACUUUUUCCCUGCAUUGCGAAGUAUUCCCAUAUUUGGCACCGAUGCUGCAGGCAUUUGGCUUUGGACGCUCAACCCGAGCCCGGCCUACAUUGGCCAAGGCAUCAUCAUGGGCCCUGAGACGACUUUGCAUAUGCUGCUGGGUGCCGUGAUAGGAUGGGGUGUCCUGUCUCCGCUAGCCAAGUAUCGGGGCUGGGCACCCGGUUCCAUCGACGACUGGGAAACAGGCAGCAAGGGUUGGAUUGUGUGGAUCUCCUUGGCUAUCAUGCUUUCCGAUGCUAUUGUCAGCCUCAGUUACAUUGCUUUCCGCCCCUUGGCCCGACGUGCCGCAAAUGAAGGCAUGAAGGAAUUAUGGCUGGAAGUUGUACUCGGCUGGCAGAAGCUUUUUGGAUCCCGCCGACGGUCAAGUCGGACAUAUUCUGCACUGGACACGGAUGAGGAUCUUGAGCCAACGAGUACCUCCCGGCUUUUAUCCGAUGAGUCGCGUUGCUCUGUGGUCCAUCGUAGGUCUUCAACAUCGAAUGCUCGCGAUACUCGCCCCGACGAAGCAGACGCGCCAGAAGAUCAACAAAUUGACAACAAGCUUGUCGCCGUGGGGCUUGUUCUGUCCAUUCUGCUCUGUGUCGCCACCAUUCACAUCGUUUUUGGCGACCUGGUUCCUCUUUACGCCACGAUUGUUGCCGUCUUAAUGGCUCUUCUGCUCAGCAUUAUGGGUGUUCGGGCACUCGGCGAGACGGACCUGAACCCCGUGUCUGGUAUCAGCAAGCUUGCGCAACUAUUCUUCGCCCUCAUCAUUCCCCAGUCACACAAGUCGAGUGUGCUCAUCAACUUGGUUGCGGGCGCAGUAUCCGAGGCCGGAGCUCUUCAAGCGGGCGAUCUGAUGCAAGACCUCAAAACGGGCCAUCUCUUGGGAGCCGCACCCAAAGCCCAAUUCUGGGGCCAAGUAAUCGGAGCAACAGCGGGCGCUGUGGUCAGUGCCUUUGUGUACCAACUCUACACAGCAGUUUAUACGAUCCCGGGUGAUCUCUUCCAGGUCCCGACGGGAUACGUGUGGAUCUUCACAGCCAGGCUGGUGACGGGUAAGGGCCUGCCGCCCAUGGCGCGUGAAUGGGCGAUUGGCUUUGGCAUUCUAUUUGCUAUUACGACUGUUGCUAGGACCGUGGUAACCGGCAAGCCUUGGCGGUCGCUUGUGCCGGGAGGUAUCGCCGUGGCAGUCGGGAUGUACAACGUCCCAUCCUUCACCCUGGCCAGGACUGUUGGCGGCCUACUGAGCUGGUACUGGAUCUCCAGGCGAGGCGAGUCGAGCACGCCAUUGAUCGUGCUGGCAUCGGGCUUCAUACUCGGUGAAGGAUUUCUUAGCAUUGUGAAUCUCAUCUUGCAAAGCGCCGGUGUCCCUCACUACUAG
Messenger RNA from Colletotrichum orchidophilum, 2229 nucleotides. RefSeq names its product OPT oligopeptide transporter. The record is from RefSeq and is a predicted model, not a curated record. Bases 1 to 2229 code for a protein of 742 amino acids. The transcript is spliced from 8 exons. Gene Ontology annotation, cellular component: fungal-type vacuole membrane. Gene Ontology annotation, molecular function: oligopeptide transmembrane transporter activity. Lineage: Eukaryota; Fungi; Ascomycota; Sordariomycetes; Glomerellales; Glomerellaceae.